Brettanomyces bruxellensis is the source of this 1392-nucleotide messenger RNA. RefSeq lists its product as uncharacterized. The coding region runs from base 1 to 1392 and encodes 463 amino acids. NCBI's taxonomy places the organism in Eukaryota, Fungi, Ascomycota, Pichiomycetes, Pichiales, Pichiaceae. Gene Ontology annotation, molecular function: inositol phosphoceramide synthase activity. The record is from RefSeq and is a predicted model, not a curated record. The transcript has a single exon. Gene Ontology annotation, cellular component: inositol phosphoceramide synthase complex. Gene Ontology annotation, biological process: sphingolipid biosynthetic process; inositol phosphoceramide metabolic process.
AUGAUAACUACCACGGCAACGCGGCUUGGCACCCCUGCUCCAUCCGGGGCGCAGUACAUCCGAAUGACAUCCUUUGACGAUGAGAGAUCAUCAUCAGAUUUCCCGCGUUCCAGAUCGCAGUCCCUAAGUGUACAAAAAAGCGCAUUGGACACAACAAGGAGGCUAUCAGUGAGUGCAGCAGCCGGAAACGAGAAGCCGCCGGCAGCCACGAGGAGCCGGUCGUCGACAUACGGCUGGAAUUCGAGAUCCACGCAGUCGUUUUCGCACCAUGGCGAGCACCACACUGGAUUCUUUCUUUUCAACUUGAUUCUCAUGUUGUACGACGAGUACAAGGCGGCGUGCCGGGACGGGAACUUGCUGGUGGGCAUCCGGGUUGGUUAUAGGCCCUCCCUGCGGAAAUUCCGCCACCUCACUGGCUUCGCAAAGGCAAAUGUUGCCUUGUGCACGUUUGUUUUCCUACUUGUGCUCUACAUAAUUCCCGUCCAUCUGUUCUUCAAGCUGGCCAUUGCCACAGCCUUGAUCACCGUCUGCACAGUGCCCGUCUUGUCGCAAUUCUUCUUCUAUGCAAUGCCUGUUUUGGCAUGGGUCUUUUUCUUCUUUUCUGCAUCUAAGUUCCCCCAGGCCUGGAGACCUCCCAUCUCUGUCAAGGUUCUCCCUGCUAUGGAGAAUAUUCUCUAUGGGGACAACUUGUCCAACAUCCUCGCUGCCUACCACAACACCUUCUUGGACUUGUUGGCCUGGCUACCUUACGGAAUAGUGCACUUUGCCGGCCCAUUUGUCGUCGCAGCACUUAUCUGGCUCUUCGGCCCACCAACAGCCUUGAGAUACUUCAGCUGGAGUUUCGGAUACAUGAAUCUCUUGGGGGUCGUCAUGCAGCAACUCGCUCCUGCUGCACCGCCCUGGUAUAAGAACCUCUAUGGCUUGGCAGCUGCCAAUUACGGCAUGUCCGGUUCGCCGGGUGGAUUGGCACGUAUCGACCAACUUUUUGGCUUCGAUAUGUACACUUCCACAUUCAGCAACUCGCCCAUCAUCUUUGGUGCCUUGCCAUCCUUGCAUUCCGCAUGCUCUACUAUGAGUGCACUCUGGUUGUCCUAUCUCUUCCCAAAAUUCAAGAUUUGCUUCAUUGGCUACGUUUGCUGGUUGUGGUGGUCCACCAUGUAUCUCACGCACCACUACUUUUUUGAUCUUACCACCGGCACUGCCAUGGCCAUCAGCUUUUUCUACAUGGUUAAGCUCACCUAUCUCCCAGUGCGCGAUCCUCGUUGCUGGUGUCGUUUUGACUACACUGAGAUCAAGCAGUACAAUCUUCAAGACAACGAUCCGUUAUCUGACCAGGCCAACGAUGAUUCUGGGGAUGUGCUGGAGGCCUCGGUUCCAAGAGUUGUAGUUUAG